Molecule: messenger RNA, 1526 nt
Organism: Hydra vulgaris (swiftwater hydra)
Lineage: Eukaryota; Metazoa; Cnidaria; Hydrozoa; Anthoathecata; Hydridae
Source: RefSeq, a predicted model, not a curated record
UAAAACUAGAUGACAUAAACUAUUGCGGUUGUGAAAUUAAUUAUUGGUUUUGAAAGAAACUGUUAUAUAAUUACACUUUAAAAUUUUUUAGAAUAUUUAUAUAGCAUCGUAUCUCUGCAUUCGGAUAAAUACGUUCCUAGAGAUAAAGGCGAUCUCUUCAUUAAAGAACAAAUAAAAAAAUGGAAGAAAAAGUGACGCAUGUAAUGACGUAUGAAGCACUUGGCAUAAUCCAGAAGAAUGACAUGUAUGUGCGUUUUAAAACAGCGUGUCACUUUGUAGCUUUAGAAUUUUAUCGUAAAAUAUUUCACGAUCCGUGCUACGCGGGUUUUUCAAAAGAAGGAUCGCACCUUUACAAUGAGUUGCAGGCUUUUAAAGGGUGCUUAUCUCGCCUUAAAGGAAACGUACUAAAUAACAGAGAAUGGAGUUUUCUUUUUCCAGAAAACCAACAAACUUUGUCAGAAACGUUCACAUUAAAUCUAAUACGUACAAUAAUAAGGUAUUGCGUUUGUGACGUUAACAACUCCGCAGAUAUCUUUGCACCAAGCAAGUACGCCGACAAUUUAUCUGAAGAAGGUAAAAGGUUGCUAACAGUCGUAGAAAACAUUCAUGCUACGGUUUCAGAUAAGAAAACCAAAGAACUGAUCUUAUCCGACAGUGGUUCUAAAAUGUUAUGGCAGUUGUUAAAUCAAGCUUUAGAUGAAAUCAAUUUUGAUCAAAGCGAAAUUGAAAAAAUAAAACAUGCCGAUUUAGACUUAUACCAAGAUUUUAGACUCUCACUUAUAACUUCACAGUUCGAAGUGUUGCUUGAUGAAUGCAAUGAUAUUCUAAAGUCAGUUAGUUUAAACUACCUUGCAGUUGAAAAAUUAAUAGCAGACUGCAAUAAUAUAUUAUCAAAAGAUAAAAAUGGACUAAUCGAGAAAGACUUUUUUUCAAAUGCAAACAAAGUUCUUUCUGAAGCAAGUUCUAUUACAGAUAAGUUAAAUUUUAUAAAGCAAACAAUCAUUGAGUCGAUUAUUGAAAUACCUGAUUGGAAAGAAAAAAAUCUUGAAGGAGAUAUAAUCAUUAUUGAUGAGAAGUUAGUAAAUCUAAAGAAUGACACUAUUAAACAAAUUGAACUUAUUAAAAAUGUUUUCCAUGUCACUUCUUUAAGUAUGGUUAAAAUUAAGGAAACGUAUUUUUUUCAAGAAAACAAAGCAAAGAUUUUAAAUCAAAUGAGAUCAAUUAGCUCCAGAUCCAUACGAGAUAUACGAGUAUUGUAAAACGUUAAGUUUAAAAAGUUUUUUGGAGAAUGGAAGAAAAGCAAUUAUAAACUUUUUCAGUUUUAACUUACCUUUCUAAAAAUUUGAUGUCAUUUAAAAUAACAUCAAAGUUUUAAAAUUCUAGAUAUUAUUCAUAAAACUUUUUUAUUUUAUAAUAUUUUUUUUAGAAUAUUUGAAUUUUGAUUACUUUUGUGUAGAACUCUCUUUUUUAAUGUUUUUUGUACUUUCUUGAAAACUGUCUUCUAAAAUAAAAAUUUUCUAUAUAAA